This is a messenger RNA of Symbiodinium necroappetens, 270 nucleotides long. The record is from the annotation of a GenBank genome assembly. NCBI's taxonomy places the organism in Eukaryota, Dinophyceae, Suessiales, Symbiodiniaceae.
AUGUUGUUCGCCCUCGUUUUCGCGUUGGUCUGGAUUCCGGCAGCUCUUGAACUGUGCCGCAACAUGCAGUGCAGGAGGCGCAAGACGUCAGCCACGGCAUGCCCGGCAGAUGGCGAGGAAGGCUACGCUCUGGGACUUCUCGGAGGGCGGCCCGCUCAAGGCGCGGCCAUGAAUGGAGUGGUGUCAGCAGGAGCCUCGUCCAGAUCCCCUGAGCGCAUCAUGAUGGAGCUGGAGGGCUCCAGUCAAGGCUUCUCGGCGCUUCAAGGCUAG